Pyricularia oryzae 70-15 is the source of this 873-nucleotide messenger RNA. RefSeq lists its product as uncharacterized. The record is from RefSeq and is a predicted model, not a curated record. Lineage: Eukaryota; Fungi; Ascomycota; Sordariomycetes; Magnaporthales; Pyriculariaceae. The coding region runs from base 1 to 873 and encodes 290 amino acids. Gene Ontology annotation, molecular function: lyase activity. The transcript is spliced from 2 exons.
AUGGGGCUCAAAGAUACGCCUCCGCCGCAUGUGCCAGAAUGGCUGCCCAUCGCGUCGACCUGCGUGCUGGGAGUCGGGGCAGUCUGCUGGUACCUGACGUACAUCCUCAUCACGAUCCGCGCGACCCAGACCAAGUCAUACGGCAUGCCGCUGAUGGCGACGGUGCUCAACUGGUCGUGGGAGGUGAUUUACGCAUUCUACGCCGCCGAGCACCCGAUCGAGUUCCUGGGGCUCGCCGCCUGGUUCACGCUCGACAUCGGCAUGGUCUACACCACGGUCGUGUACGCGCCGCACGACUGGAAGUACUCGAGCCGGCGGGUGGGGCGGCACAUGUUUGCCAUCCUGCUUGGCCUCACCGCCGUCGGCGUCUGGGGCAACUACGCCUUUGCCGAGUGGUUCCUCGCCGAGGAGGGGAGGGGCUUCGGCGACAAGACGGGCAAGUGGUUCCGGGGCAGGGAGGGCUUCGACACGAUGGAGAUGGCCUUUUGGAGCGCGCUGGUGCCGCAGGCGUACAUUAGCGGUGCCAGCCUGGCCAUGUUGAUCUCGAGAGGGCACAGUGGUGGUGUGAGCUAUGCGAUCUGGUUCGUACGCUCACUGGGCUCCUUUGUCGGUCUCGUCGCCCUGCCCGGAAUGAUGUGGUGGUACUGGCCCGAGGCGCACGGCUACUUUCUCAACCCACUGGCCACGUUCAUGCAGGCCCUGUUUCUCUUGCCCGAUAUCGUCUAUCCCUUUGUGCUCUACCAGAUCCGCAAGACAGAAGUUGUGCUGCCGGAUGGAAGGCUUGUCAGUGCCGAGCACGCCGUGAUUGAAAAGCGGCUUGAGGGAUAUGGCCUGGUCAAGGCCGAAAAGGGAAUGGCGCAGGACAGCGAAUAA